UUUCAAAUUUCGCAAGUAUUCUCCAUGAUGAUGUUUCACCUCCUUGUGGGAGUCUCUGCGAUCGAAUCUGGAUUUUCGGCGUUUCUCCUCUACCAUUAAUGUACCUAUCGAAAUUGGUGCCAUUUUUAAUGCCCAGACACUAAAAAUUUCCUCCUCCCUCAACUUACUUUUAGCGCUUGGCGACGGACCAUUUUAUUUUGAACCUCGAACGCUGAUAUUUUUGUUAUUUUAUUUUGAACCUCGAACGUUGAUAUUUUUGUUAUUUUAUUUUGAACCUCGAACAUUAAUAUUUUUGUUAGUUAAUAAUGGUAAUUUGAAUGCCGUGAUCCGCGAUGGUUCAGGCUGGUGAGCAAAGUCCCAGGUUCGAGUGGCUGGAGGCUGCCGGCAUUUCUCACGAGCAGCUUGCUCGUGAGUGUGUGGAGCAGUUGUGUUACGGAGGACAGGAUGAAACUCUGGGGGGCAGUUUCGCCCCCCUCCCGCCCCCUCAAGAGGAGUCACAACGAUUGCUCGAGUGCCGCAAGUUCCUCCAAAAUGUUGCUUGUCGCAUCAUCGAGAACAAACUCACGCUGGAGCAGUGCACGGCGCUGGUGCAGGGGUCGGGGUUCACAGGAGGGUCGGCUCUGUACGCGGCGACCAGGGAGCGUCAGGCCGCCGUGCGCGAGGUGCUCGUGCGUCGCGCGCUGGCGCCUCUGCCCUGCCUGCUGGACUUUGACUGGAACGUCAAGCUCGCGGUGGCAAGCAGCAGCGUGGCAACACUGCAGGAGCCGCUCCUGAACCUCGUCCUGCGCACGACCUCAUCCUCUACAGGACCUCCUACAGGAACUACAUCCCAUCCUUCGACAACGUCCUCCUCAAAUGCAAGUGAAUUUCCCUCAUCUGCAGGAAAUUCUUGUAAUCUCGGCGCCGGCGAGAAUAUUUUUGCAGAGCUCAGUCUGGAGCAGGUUGAGGAGCUGAUAGCUGCACUCAAAAACGUCCAGUGCAAGAUGGUAAAAUGUACCUAAAUUAACCCAUGGCAAGACCGAAGUCGUCAUGGUUCGGUGUUAGGUGUACGGUGCCUAUUACAUUUGUAAAACAUUUUUUAUGUUUUUUACCAAAGAACUCGAUCUAUUCUAUUAUUCACGAUUUUUUUCAAAAAUACUAGGGAGAUAUUUAACGAUUUCUACAGGCAAAUCAAUGAAGAUGAUUUAGCAAUUCAAGUCCUAUUCAUACUUGUCUACCUUACUGAUGCCAUUAUACAAUGAGAAUAUCAUCCACAUUUGUUGAGUACAACGCGUAAAUAGUUGAUUAGAAUCAAUUUUUGGCAGCCACGUGAAUUUUAUGUUGUUUUGAGCUUCUAGCCCCGCAUAUACAUCAUUUCCUUCAUAUAGACUAUUAUUUAUUCUUGCGUAAUAUAAUGUUAUUAUCGUGUGUUUCUUCAAACAUUGUAAUAUAGUACAUAUAUUCUCAUAUUGUCGUGUUACUGGCCGCGUUCUGCACUUGCCUGUCAAACUUUAUCACCUUGGUGAAAAUUUUCCGAUCUCGAUUAGAAAAUCGAUUAUCUUGACAUCGAUGAGUGAUCUUGGUGUUCGAUUUAGAUUAUUCCAGUAUAUUCAAUGGUUAAGUUAUGCCGAUCAGUGCAGGUAUACAAUUUCGAUGCACGAGUAUAUUCGAAUUGUUUUAAUCAUUAUAUGCAAUCAAAUUUGAUGAUGAAUCGUCUUGGUGUGCAGUGAUCACUAACAUUGCAAUUGCGUUUUCAGCCAUGACGAUUAAGCCAGCCUCCUGUCCAAUAGACUUCUCAUUUUUUGGAUCAAUUUUACUUGUUUUUACCUGUAAGUUCUAUCAUUAAAUGAAAGCAUUAUUAACAAGUUCCUGAUUUAAUUUUAAUGUUCUACUCGCCUUAAACAUUAAGGCAGAUCUUCAAUCUUCAAUGCGGAUGCGACCACUGAAAUGGCCAAGAAAUUUGUCUGUGUUAGCUUCAAUUAUUAGUGGCAAUUCGCUUAUGGUCGACGAUCAACGAGAAAAAUAUGGUAGAUCUGAGUUCAGAAAUAGUAUGUUCGUCUCUACCCUCAUUAAAAUUAAUGGGGCAUAUUGUCUAAAUAUUGACACAAUUUCUUGCUCACAUGAACAUAGAGCGCAUGCGGCGGUGAUACGCAGCUUUGCCGCUCCUAACUGGCUCAUGAUGAUCAAUGCGUUUUGAUCUGUGGAGAAAUAUAGGUGACU
Hyalella azteca is the source of this 2199-nucleotide messenger RNA. RefSeq lists its product as uncharacterized. The record is from RefSeq and is a predicted model, not a curated record. The transcript has 4 exons. NCBI's taxonomy places the organism in Eukaryota, Metazoa, Arthropoda, Malacostraca, Amphipoda, Hyalellidae. Bases 333 to 1001 code for a protein of 222 amino acids.